This is a messenger RNA of Carassius carassius (crucian carp), 2245 nucleotides long. Its product is annotated as homeobox protein Hox-B6a. The record is from RefSeq and is a predicted model, not a curated record. Gene Ontology annotation, cellular component: nucleus. The transcript is spliced from 2 exons. Gene Ontology annotation, molecular function: DNA-binding transcription factor activity, RNA polymerase II-specific; RNA polymerase II cis-regulatory region sequence-specific DNA binding. Lineage: Eukaryota; Metazoa; Chordata; Actinopteri; Cypriniformes; Cyprinidae. Gene Ontology annotation, biological process: regulation of transcription by RNA polymerase II; anterior/posterior pattern specification. Bases 1251 to 1937 code for a protein of 228 amino acids.
UUCUACAAAUGGAGACACAAUAGAUGCUUUCCGUUCGCAGAAAACUAUGCAAUGCGAAAGGAAAUGCAGCAUCCUAGUCAAAGGAAACCGAAAAGAAAGUAAAAUGCACGCAACCCCCCAUGCACCACCUUUAAAAAUAUCCACUUGUUGUGCCGCAAAUGGUUUAUUGGUCGUAUAGCGACAGGAUACCCGGCCACUAAAACUGUACUUUUGGUUAAUGAAAAACACACACGCUCGGCCAGUGCAGCGCAACAUCGACAAAAAGCUAAAAGACAGUUGUAUUAUUUGCUGGCAUUAUCAAACCAUUCAUUUAAGCAAAGGAGGAAACAUCUUGAAAUGCUGUCAAAAAAGUCCAGUCUGUUUUAUACUCAUAAAAAAUAAAUUUACAUUUCUAGAUACUCACACAAACACACUCAUUUCAUAAGCACAUAUCAAAAACUAUCAUUACGUGUCAACAUGAAUUUGUUCAUCACAAAAUGUUACAGAAAUACUAAUAAACAGGUUUGUGUAUACAAAAAUAUAUCUGUUACCUAUUGGAUUUUGUUAAGUAGUUUUGCUCAGGCUCAUUUACUCCGCACUGUUUAUAUAUAGGCUUUGGUUUUCUUUAACACGUCGUUUGCCAUUUAUAAAUCACUAUGGAAUUACAGUGAUGAAAAAAGCGAUGAAGCCGCCAUCAUCAAUAUGUCAUUUUAUCUAUUGUGACCUACUUGUGCGAUAAGGCCUUGUAAAUCAUCUGAAAUAUAAAUAAGGAAGGAUGAAAAAUGACCAAAUGUUGUACGGAAUAAUGUGUGUUUUGGAAAUCUGCUACUCCAGGGCUUGUAUGUUGACACUCUGCUCUCCAAUUGUAUGAUAGGACCAAAGCCGACUGUAUGUGGGGGCACAACAUGUCCAUGUAUUCAAUUUAGUGUUUUAUAAAAUUCCUAUGUGAUUAGUAUUGUGCAAUCUCAUUGGAAGGUAUGGAAAGGGUGAAGGGAUUAAAAAAAAGCUAGCUCUCUGCUCCGGGGUCCCCCGGCGCGUGCAAUCACAGCCCCCCUCAAGGGUACUAUUUUGCAGGCACGUCCGCUCGCUAUUGGUCAGUGGCUGGUCAGAUGGUACGGUUUCCCUCUGUCCCGCACUGGCACAUAGCCACCCAGAACACCCCCCCACCCCCCCAACUAAAACCCAAUCUCCGAUAAACUACUAAUAGCUAAACCACUUGGACUAUAAAACACAACAAAUCAUAAACCAAGCAAAAGAGCCGUACCCUCCCAAUGAGUUCCUAUUUUGUAAACUCAACUUUCCCAGUGACUCUGCCCGGAGGACAGGAGUCGUUCUUGGGACAGAUACCGUUAUAUUCCUCCGGAUACACAGACCCUUUACGACACUAUCCCGGUGCUGCUUAUGGAGGUUCCAGUGUCCAAGAGAAGGCGUACCCAACCUCCUUUUACCAGCAAGCGAACGGUGCCUACGGCAGGGCAACCACCGCCGGACCCUGCGAUUAUGCGACAGCAAGCUUCUACAGGGAAAAGGACCCAGCCUGCGCCCUCGCCAGCAUAGAGGAACACUCGUUCGUUCUCAGUCAGGAUCAUCGCAAGCAAGACUGCACGGGGUCGACGGGGAAAAGCAUCUACCCUGAGGCCGACGAACAGAAGCCGUCAGCACCGGUUUAUCCUUGGAUGCAACGGAUGAACUCUUGUAACGGGACCUUCGGUAACGCUGGCCGAAGGGGUCGUCAGACGUACACUCGCUACCAGACGUUAGAAUUGGAGAAAGAGUUCCACUUUAACAGGUAUCUGACCCGAAGACGCCGCAUCGAGAUCGCGCACGCACUGUGCCUGACAGAACGUCAGAUAAAGAUUUGGUUCCAAAACCGGCGAAUGAAAUGGAAAAAAGAGAACAAAUUGAUCAACUGUUCACAAACGAGUGGCGAAGAGGACGAGGAGAAGAGGACAGAAUGAAAUUUUAAACGAUACCCCCCAUCCCAAAAACACCAGACACCUCUGUAAUAAUACAAAUGAAGAUUUUACUUCAUGUUAGCAACUGUAGCAUUCCUGUUAACUCAUAAUUGUAAUUUCUUUUCUGAUUUCUUUCUUUUUGUACAUGACGUUUAAUACAUGUGGUUUAGUGCGCUCUUACUCUGACUUUAGAUUUGCUCUUAUUACCGAAAUGUCCAUGUUGAACGAAGCUAUUUGAAAUUUGUGUCAUAUUCGUGUUUAUAUUUAAGCUGUGUAAAAAUAAAAUAAAUUCCCAAUGUACGGAAAACGUU